Molecule: messenger RNA, 1545 nt
Organism: Peromyscus leucopus (white-footed mouse)
Lineage: Eukaryota; Metazoa; Chordata; Mammalia; Rodentia; Cricetidae
Product: MLV-related proviral Env polyprotein-like
Source: RefSeq, a predicted model, not a curated record
AUGUACAUUCUCCUGGUAUUAAAACCAGGGUUGGCGGGCAGCCCCCACCAGGUCUAUAAUAUCACCUGGAGUAUAAGCAAUCUCCUCACGGGAAAAAUCGUCAACCAGACAUCUGGCAUGUCCACUCUGGGAGAAUUUUACCCCGAAAUCUGGUUUGACGCCUGUGACCUAACAGUAGACCAUGACACAUGCCUAACUACAGACACCCGCACCUUGGGCUACUAUGCAUGUCCCAGAGCAGGGAGAACCCCCUCAGAGAUAAGGCGAUGUGGAGGGGCGGAUGUGGGGUUCUGCGGGGCAUGGGGAUGUGAGACUACAGGUACCACUUUUUGGAACCCAACUUCCUCCUGGGACUUAAUCAUUCUAAGAAAAACCCCCGGUUUUAAGGUAACUGAAAUCAAUGGAAAACUUGGAGGCACAUGCAUAAACGGGACCCAGGGGAGAUGCCACCCCCUGAUCCUCACAUUCACUGCCAAGGCAAGAAAAGAAGCAUGGGAUAGUCCGAAACCAUGGGGGAUGCGCCUCUACCGACCAGUCGCAAGAGACCCCAUAUCCAUUUUCACAAUAUCCAGAAGCUUCUCCACGGGGAACCACCCGGUAGCUGUGGGCCCUAACCCCGUCCUUAAGGAGCAGAAACCACUGUUCCUUUCAGACAGGACCUCAGUCCUUCUUCACUCCCCCUUGAACAACCCCACUGUUUCUCCCAGGACUGACCGCUCUGGGAUGCAGUUGGCGACAGGGAGUCGUCUCCUAAGCUUAAUUCAAGGGGCCCACCUGACCCUGAACCUUACUGCCCCUAACUGGACCCGCAGCUGCUGGCUAUGCCUGGUCUCUAACCCACCCUACUAUGAAGGGGUUGCAGUCCUAGGAAACUUCACUAAUCAUACUUCACCUCCUCAUGGUUGCUCCCAGGCCCCACAGCACAAGCUGACCCUGUCUGAAGUGUCGGGGACAGGGACAUGUGUAGGCACUGUGCCCACAACCCACCAGGCUUUAUGUAACACCACCCAGCAGAUGGUUGGAGGAUCAUACUAUUUGGCCUCACCAAACGGCACCUAUUGGGCAUGUAGCUCGGGGCUGACUCAAUGCAUCUCAGUAGCUAUUCUUAAUGUGACCUAUGAUUACUGUGUUAUGGUCGAAUUAUGGCCUAAAAUUAUCUAUCAUGCUCCUGAAUAUGUACUUAACUACUAUAAAGAUAGAGACAGGCUCCCCAGAGAACCUAUAUCCCUAACCCUCACCCUGCUGAUGGAAGGCUUAACUGUGUGUGCCCUAGAGGAAUCUAUAAGUGCCCUAGAAAAAUCCCUUACAUCUCUAUCUGAGGUUGUUUUACAAAACAGGAGAGGGUUAGACAUCCUCUUCCUACAAGAAGGCGGAUUAUGUGCCGCCCUCAAAGAAGAAUGCUGCUUCUAUGCAGAUCAUACUGGAUUUGAAACUGUGUUCUCAGUGAUUACUCUGACAAUUGAUAAUAAUAAAUGCCAUGUGAAAGUUGCCGUGAAGGCAAUGGGAGGCUUGGCAUUCAGUAGAACUCCAAGGUUUGAGGAGUAG